UCAAAUUAACGGAAGAGGCGCGAGAAACAAUGAACGGGGAGGCGGCACUGCCCCGACUGGAAUUGCCAAAACAGCCAUAUAGAAGUAGAUACUACAGAGAUAAUGCAUUUGCGAGACUGCCAGGAAAACCCAUGACCAUCAUCUCCGAGAAAAAUAUCAACACUUCGACCAUUCUAAAUAACUUCUUGGCUGGAUUAGACAGUAUUAAUAACAGUGGUUCACAUCUGGAUUCUGCAUCUUGCUUUAAAGUCCAGCUUCCAAAAGAGAAAAACCUAGUCAAAGAAUCACCAACAGAUCUUCAGGGUAACAAGACAUUGACUGCUGCCAGAACUCCAUUGCAGGUACCUGAAAAUAAUCAGUCUCAAGUUGAAGAUUCUUUCAUAGACAAGAAAAAAGAAAGCAAUGGCUAUUGCAGUUCAAGUAAACGAACGCAGCUUCAGCUGGUAAAAGCAGCUGAUGUUAAUAACAAAACCAAUGAGUGUGCUGGUGGUGGUGACAAUAUUGUUAACCAUGAUGAUGAUGGUGAAAGAGGCUUUGUUGAUGAAGCAGAAGAGCACCAUUUUGUUACAUUGAAGAUCCUAGAGCCAGAAACAGAUGUGUCCCCUGUGGAAAAAAAUGGGAUUACUUACAAUGCAGAAACAUCAGUUAUCAACUCAACUCCAAAUGAUUCAGCUUUACCUCCAGGAUCUAAACCAAAUAUGAGACUGUGUUUUGACACCAGUAUUACACCUGUAAUCCUGAGGAGCCCUCUUGAUGCACUCACAAAAAAGAAUAUAACCCAAUUCACUUCAGAUGUUGAAAGACAUAUGACUCUGUCCAACCAUUUUGGAAAGGAACCUGUUGUUUCUGUAUUGCCACCAUCAACACAAAUUGCUCCUAGUACAUCAGCCCCUGAGUCUAAUGACUUUGAAAUUGAACUGGUGGGAAAUGAGAGCUUCAGUUUUGAGUCAAAGAUUAUUAUACCAAGGAAAACCCAAGUAUUAAGCCAGAAACCAGAAAAGCAAGAAAAGAAAUCUAGCUCAAGCAUGCAGAAAGAGAUAAAGAAAGGUAAACAUGAAACAGGAGGAAAAAAAGCUGUCACAGAUGAAAAGCAGGCUGAAUUACUAACUGAGCCAAUGCACUUGAAACCGUUGGAGGAUGAAGAAGCUUUCAAACUAAAUGAGCCAGUCAGAAAGUCUACGAACCUUCCGUUGAAGAAGAAUUAUGAGGAGCAGCUGCAGGAAGAAUUACAGAUUGAACCUAUGUCUACUUCUAAAGUAUUUUUAAAUCCCAAACAAAGAACAGAAUUUGGACCUAAAAAGCAAAAGUCAGGAACAAGAUAUGCUACAACUGAAGGCAACAGAAAUGCUCUUGCGGCAUUCCAGGAAGAACCACCUGUAGCUGUGACAGAAAAAGCAAAUGAAAUGGAAAAGCCCAAAGUAUCUCAACAGGGAGCAAUAAGUUCUGAAAACUUUGCAAAAUCUAAUAGUUUGGCUAAUUUACCUAAAACUGGAGCAACCAAUAAAAAAACACACAAAAGAAUUUUAUGUGCAGAAUCGGAAACUCCAAACAAAAAGAAAGUGGUAAACCAACCUCUGUCAUCAGGUUAUGCCACUUUGUCUAAGCUGUCCAUGCCAUUGACUGAGACUGUAGCAGACGAUCAAGAAUGUGGCAGGUUAGCUGAAUUGGCAGCAAACGAACUAAAUGCCAGCCUACUCAAAGGGAAGAACAAGAAAAAAAAUACUGUACAAACCUUGAAUGCAAAUGAAACCCCUGCGAUUUUGAACAGCAAAUGUGAGACGAAUAAACAAAGGAAUUGUGCAGCUGACAGUGGUGUCUUAUCCACCUCAUUAAUUGGAAAACGGAAGAAUGGACAAGUAUCACAGUUUCUUAAUACCUUUGGGAUAAAGCCAGCUGUUUCUGAAUUACCACAACCAAAGAAAGAUAAUCACACAGAUACAGCAUGUAUCCGUGAAUUUGAGUUUGAAUUGGAAGAGGAGAGCUUCUGCAUUGAAUCAUGGAUUACAAUACCGAAAAAAGCUAUAAACCAGGACCCAGCUGAACAGGAGGAGAAGUCUGCCUUGCCUGCAAGUAAAACAAAAAAGAAACAGAGAUUGCAGAAGACCGAACAAAAAAGAAAAAUAGUCAUUCAAUUGAAAAAGAAAAAUGAUGAAAAACAAUUUAAAAAUGAAAAUAAGCAAUCAAAAAAUCAAAAUCAACCAAAAGGAUCUGGGAGAAGAGCUACACGUCAAUUAAGAAAUAAUAAAACUGUUUUUAAUUCAGAGAGAGAAAAACAAGAAAUAGAAAAUUUAUCCUUAUCACACACUGAGCCCUCGUCAUCUCCCAAACUAAAAAAACAAAGGAAAAAACAGGGGGGAUCAAGAAAAAAAUCUGUAGGCAAGUCUGACAGAGUUGAAUUGCAAGAUGAAUUACAAGAUUUGUAUGCUAAGGAUAAUGAAAACAGAAGUGAUAAGCCGCUUUUCACCGAGCGAGAUAUGACUCCUGAGAAACUUGUGGAGUUUGGGAACACAGUAAAUUUGCCUGGGUUCCAUAAUGAAAAAGAAUCAGAGCCAACUUUAAUUGCGAACCAGCAAAUUCAAAGCCGAAAGAAAACAAAGAGAAUUCGGGGUCGAAAACCAGCAGUGAGAAAGAAAGAAAUAUCAGCAAAGGAAACUCUGCCAAAGAAACCUGACUACUAUAAGAAACGUUUUUCUUGCCAUGGGUUUGAAGAGGAUCUUCUACAAGAUAAUCCUGUGGAUGUAUGUACCAGGAGCCAGAGGAUUGUCAGACCACCACCAAAGUGGUGGAUAGUACAGCAUGCUGAAAACCAUCCACAAAACAUAUUGAAGGCAGACUAUUUGACAGAUUUAGAUGGCAGUUUACAAGAUCAGAUGGUAAAACCUUUAACAUCACAAAUGAAGAAGAAGAAAAAGAAGAUGGGUUUGAAAUUAAAAAGUUCACGUGCACAAACAAAGAAGAAUAUCAUACACAAUUCAGAGGUGCAAAAUGUCAAUGAAGAUGUUUCUGAAUGUGAUGUUUCUCCAGCCAGUUCACCACAUCGCCGUUCAAAGCACACAGCUCAAACACGAGCAGCUAAUAAAUGUGGCAACAGUUCAGUUAGGUCACCAAAUCACUGGUCAAAAUGCACAGGGCAGCAGGAAAUAUCUAAUAAUUCAAGUGGGCCGUCAUAUCACCAGUCAAAACUCUCAGGUUACCAACGCAUAGCCAGUCAGCAGGACAAUGGUUCUGAUAAAGUCCCAAUUAAGAAGCAAAGUAGAAAACAUAAGUAUUCUUCUGUGCAAUCUGUACCAAAAAAACGAUUGUUUUCUGAGGUUGAAGAAGAUAAAAAGGGAAAACCCUUCGACAUGCAUCUGCUGAACAAACGAAAAUCUACAUGGAAAUCAAAAAUUCAUGAUUUUGAUGUGCAGAACGAAAAGGAAAUCGAAGAGGGGGAGGAGAACUGUAGUCCACUUCGAAAACCAGACUAUGUUUGUACAACUUCAAGGAAAACUAAGAACAGUACUCCGGUAUCAUCAAAGCCAUCAUCACAGAAAUCCUCUCAAGAAUCUGUAGCACCCUUUACUGAAGCUUAUACUGACAAAAAGAUUCCACAAAGACACCUUGACAAUUGCAAGUCUCCAGGUAACCAAAGUCAGGUUCUAACAAGCGCAAGAAGGUCUGUCACCAAGCCUGUUGAUGAAUUUGCAACCAGGCCCCAGGUAUCUGCUGGUACUCCACACCAGGCUGUAAUGAAUUCCAGAAAGUAUAGCACAACUAAGUGCCAAGAUAAAACUGCUUCCCCGCAGCAUUCCGAACAACCAACAGAUAUGAGUGAGGAAGAUGACAGACCAGAACCUUGUACUUCUGUGCAAAACAAAAGAACUGUAAGGCAAAGAUUUCCUCACAAUAAUUUGCCUGUUUUUAAUAAGAGUGGGCCAGGGUCAUGUGCGAAUUAUGAAGAGGAGUCAUUUGAUCCAGGUGAAGAAGAUUUUGAACAUGGAGAAAUAAUGGACUUUGGUGAUGCCAGUGAUGAUGACAGUUAUACAAAAGAGAGCACCACUGAGGAAAAUGAUAACCGUGAGAAGAGGCCAUUUGAAAGAGCAGUGCAAGAAAGUUUGAAACCUACCUGUGUUUGGAAUGUUAAAGAAAGCAGUGAAGUAUUUGUAGACUGUGUUAAGACUUCAGAUAUGUGUGAUUUCUUCUAUCCCUUAAAGACAGAAUAUGAAGAUAAUAAGUCCAUUGCCAUCUGCAAAAGCUUAAAUUCACAGACAUUUUCUUGCGGCAAACUGGUGUUGGGACCGUACAAAGAAAAGGGUUGUCAAAUGGUUUAUAAAGAUACUAUGGUAUUUCAUAUCCUGAAAGGAGAUCUCGGGAUUACAAUAUAUCGUACCACAUACCAUCUCAAAGAGGGGGAUUACUUCUAUGUGCCUUCAGGUAACACAUACAAUGUUACAAAUCUCCAGGAUACUGAGGCCGUUCUGCUUUUCACACAGUUGAAAGGAUCCAAGAUGGACUAACCAGUUUGUAAGGAGCUGUUUUGGACCAAUGCUAUACUUUGUAAAUUUAUAAUUCUUUUUAGAAUACUCAAACCAUUUGGAAUAGUUAAAACUUAAAUAUGUUUUUUAAUGAUCCACUGUUUGUUUUCUUAUGAAGUAUGAGGAAUAUUGCGCUUUGGAAAUUGUGUUCAGUGCAGUUAGUGUUUCUGAGCAUACAGCUUGAUAGCCUCAUAAUAAAGCUUCUCAAGUUUUUACCAUUUGUUAGUGCAGUUUUGAAUAUUUUUGGAAUAGUUAAAAUGUUUUUUGUUAGGAAUUAAUGUGCUGUUAUGAAAUAUAUGCUGCUUUGAACAUUUAUAUCUGUAUCAUUGAGCUGGAUGAAUAGAUGGAUAAACAUGAUAUGUGAUGAAACAUAGCCUACAAUUGUGUCAUUUGAUGUUUUAGUUCUCCAAUUUUUAUAAACAAAGGUGAGGAGACCAUGUUGACUAAAGGCAGCUUCAUGACAAAACAUGUUUAUGGCAGCCGGGAUGAGAGGUACCACAUAAAUUCUUGCUGAUGAGCUGGUUACAUUUAACCUGCUUGGAACUAUGCAUUUCAUGUCAUUGCUUUGUCACAUUGGAGUUCUGAAUCUUAGUUAAACAAUGCUAGUGGAGAGAGAGAAGUGAAACUAAAUGAAAAUGACCUUUCACCCCUCAUGCUGUAUUUGGGAUUGAAUGCAGUCCAUUUUAAUAGAGCAGAAAUCUCUUCUGUCCAUUAGCUCUAUGGAUUGCCUUUGAAAAGUUUGGAUAUUUUCCUUGCUGUCCCUGCCAGGCAUUAACCACAAACAGUAAAUGAUCCAGUUUCGUACCAUAUUGAUGAUUCUUUUGACUGUGUUUAGAACAAUCAAAGAUUGCUAGUCGUUGCAAAUAGAAACCAUUUCCCAAUUUAGAAUGCUUCUCGUUCAGUCUUGGCUCCAUUAGCUGUGGAGCAAGAUUUAAUCAAUAUGUUUUAUUCCUGUAAGUUCCAAAAAGUGUGCAAUGCAAGACAAUACUAUAGUUUCCUUCUCUCACUCCAGCAUAAUAUGACCCUUACAAUUGAGAUUACCACUUAGUUUUGGAUUAAAAUAGUUUCAGUUAUAGAUUUUUGUCCAGUGUUUAAGAUUACCCAGUUAAUUUUACACAGUCUUGGAAUGCGACAGUGAAAAUUUUUAUUUUGUUAGUAUUAUCAAUUGUGACAAACUAAUUACAAGAGGCAUUUAUUUAUCCAGAAUAGUUUAUGCUAACUGUGAUACCUUUUAGGUAGCAGUCGUAUAUUCAGGUAUAAUUAAUUGGUUUAGAAAUGCUUUGGAUCACCAUGGGUAUGUGAAAAAGCAAUAAAAGAAAGCUGUGAAUUCCUUUUGUUUACUCCCUGGGUUUCUGUUGCUCAUUUCAGUUUCCCACUAAUAUUAUUAAUAUGGCAAACAUUUUAUUAAUUGGCAUCUAUUGGACCAGGUGUGUGCUGGUUGAUCAAAUAUUCCAGAUAAUCAAUGUAAAAACACACACUAAGUAAUCAGAACAUAUAGCAGGGAGUAAGUAUACACAUCACUGCUAUACUUUAUUCACAGCAUAAAUCACUUAAACAAUAAUGAAACUUUGCCUUAAAUAAAACAUACUGGCAGAGAGCCUUCUCACACUCGCCUUCAACUAACUCAGAACACCAGACAUGCUCGGACAUCAUGUUAGAUCACAGUAUUUGAGGAGAAAUUCCCUUUAAAUUGAAUCAACUGUCGAUAUUUUGUGUAGCCACUCGAUUGAACAAAAAGUAUAUUUACGUUGAGAUAAAUAAAUUAAAACUCUUAAUUAUACAGAAUAACGCAGUAAAUGUCCCAGUAUUUGAGCUACAUAAUUUUUACCUAGUGUGCCAAUUCAUAAGAUGCCAGUUAAAGCAAAGUUUGCUGUUUAACUGAAAUUCUUCGAUCUUUUGUACUUAUGGAAUAAAUUCUGUACUUUGUUCCACAUUUUGUAUCUACUGAACAAGAAACCAACUUCACCCAACUUUUUCCUUCAUUGUAUCUGAUGUAGUUUGCAUUCUUUCAAAUGGAAAGAAAUUCUGUCCAGAAAAUAUUUGAAAACCUGUGCUUAUUUUUGUAACAGCCAGUAAAUUUAUUGUAUUAUAAAGAAAGUGUUUUAUUUGAAAAAUGGAUGUUUGAGAUGCAAGUACUUAACUAAGGUGCAAAGAUGUUGAAGCAUCUAAUGUUUGUAUGUAUAUAUAUUAAAAAAAAGAGCUCCAUCACAUCUACCAAAAGUUGGAAAAGAUGCCAUUUUUCCCUGAGUACCUUGUCUUAAACAAAACAUAUGCAUUUGCAAAUAAAAG
This is a messenger RNA of Hemiscyllium ocellatum (epaulette shark), 6803 nucleotides long. RefSeq lists its product as uncharacterized. Gene Ontology annotation, biological process: kinetochore assembly; attachment of mitotic spindle microtubules to kinetochore; spindle attachment to meiosis I kinetochore. NCBI's taxonomy places the organism in Eukaryota, Metazoa, Chordata, Chondrichthyes, Orectolobiformes, Hemiscylliidae. Gene Ontology annotation, cellular component: kinetochore. The record is from RefSeq and is a predicted model, not a curated record. Bases 30 to 4496 code for a protein of 1488 amino acids. The transcript has 18 exons. Gene Ontology annotation, molecular function: centromeric DNA binding.